Arachis duranensis is the source of this 1714-nucleotide messenger RNA. RefSeq names its product UDP-glycosyltransferase 74B1. Bases 75 to 1469 code for a protein of 464 amino acids. The transcript is spliced from 2 exons. The record is from RefSeq and is a predicted model, not a curated record. Lineage: Eukaryota; Viridiplantae; Streptophyta; Magnoliopsida; Fabales; Fabaceae. Gene Ontology annotation, molecular function: UDP-glycosyltransferase activity.
AUCACCAAACAACAGAAAACAAAGCAAAACAUCUUUCUAGAAUUCUAGCUACUUCCGAGAGAAAGGAAGAAAAGAUGGUUCUCCAAAAGCACAACAACGUCCAUGUCCUACUCCUACCAUACCCAGCACAAGGCCACAUCAACCCACUGGUCCAGUUCGCAAAAAGAUUAGCCUCAAAGGGCGUUAAAGCCACCAUAGCCACCACUCACUACACGGUCAACACCAUCAACGCCCCAAACGUCGGCGUAGAAGCAAUAUCCGACGGCUUCGACAACGGCGGCUUCGCGCAAGCCAAGAACGUGCAGCUCUUCCUAACCUCCUUCAGGACCGUUGGCGCCAAAACUCUCUCGCAACUAAUCGAACGGUUUCAACAAACUACCACGCCAGUCACGUGCAUUGUAUAUGACUCAUUUUUCCCGUGGGCGCUUGAUGUUGCCAAACGACACGGCGUUUAUGGUGCCGCUUUCUUUACCAAUUCUGCUGCCGUUUGUAACAUAUUCUGUCGUAUACACCAUGGCCUUCUUGAGCUUCCUGUGGAGAAGGAGGAUUUGCCGUUGUUUGUUCCCGGGAUUCCGCCGUUGGAUUUGCCGGAUUUGCCUAGCUUCAUUAGGUUUCCGGAGAGUUACCCUGAUUACUUGGCCAUGAAAUUGAGCCAGUUCUCUAACUUGAACAAGGCUGAUUUUAUGUUUGUCAACACUUUUGAAGCUUUAGAAAGUGAGGCGGUGAAUGGCAUAAGAGAGUUAUGUCCAGCAAAGUUGAUAGGGCCAAUGGUCCCUUCUGCAUACUUAGAUGGAAGAAUCAAAGGUGACAGAGGCUAUGGAGCAAGCUUAUGGAAGCCAUUAAGUGAAGAAUGCUCUGAUUGGCUUGAAACAAAGGCAUCAAAAUCAGUAGUAUACAUCUCAUUUGGAAGCAUGGUGUCACUCUCAAAUGAACAAAUUGAGGAAGUGGCAUUGGGGUUGGAGCAAAGUGGCAUGAAUUUCAUUUGGGUCCUAAGACAAUCUGAACACGCAAAAUUACCAAAAGGGUACGAAGAAAUGGUCAAAGAGAAGGGCAUAAUUGUCACAUGGUGUAACCAACUUGAACUGCUGGAACACCAAGCCAUAGGGUGCUUUGUGACACAUUGUGGUUGGAACUCAACUCUGGAGACGUUGAGCCUCGGCGUGCCGGUGGUGUGCUUGCCGCAAUGGGCCGACCAAUUACCGGAUGCCAAGUAUUUGGAGCAAGUUUGGGAGGUUGGUGUGAGGCCCAAAGAGGAUGAGAGUGGUGUUGUUAGGAAGGAAGAGUUUGUUAGAAGUUUGAAGAUGGUUAUGGAGGGUAAGAGGAGUGAAGAAAUUAGAAGCAAUGCUAGCAAGUGGAUGAAGUUGGCUAGGGAGGCAGUUGGUGAAGGUGGGAGCUCUGAUAAGAACAUCAAUGAAUUUGUGGAACAUUUGAGGGGUGCACAUGUGACUGCAAAUUUGAAUGACUACUAGCUAAAUUAGCCAUAGUUUCUCUCAGAAUAAUUGUUUGUUAGUUGGUUUUACUAGUGCCGUGAUCUCACUUUAAUGUUAAGAAUGUGAAAUAUAGUGAGUAAAAUGAUAUCUUAAUUCCUAAAUUGGUUUUGUUUCAAGGGAACAAUUAUGAUCACUUUUUUUAUUUGUUGUUUUUCCCUCUUACUUUUGCUUUUUAAUGAAAAAUUUGUUAACGUGUAAUGUAUGACAAUUUUUGUCAUUUUCAA